This is a messenger RNA of Podarcis lilfordi (Lilford's wall lizard), 7332 nucleotides long. The record is from the annotation of a GenBank genome assembly. NCBI's taxonomy places the organism in Eukaryota, Metazoa, Chordata, Lepidosauria, Squamata, Lacertidae.
CGCGUGGUUGAGCAGUGCCCUUUCCAAAAUGGCGGCGCCCAUGCUGAGGGGCGUGAAGCAGCGAGGCUGGAGCCUGUGUGUCGCGGGGCGCCGUUUAGGGGGAGAAGCGCCCCGGAGAGGUACUUGCGGUUAUACCCAAUGGCGGCUCUGCGCUGCUUACGAAUGUUUCUUUCCUCGGGCACGAUGACACCGUGUUUAGGGUUGCUCGUCAUCCUUCCCCUGGGCUAUGAUAGCUGAGGUAGAAAUUCAGCAGGCAGAGGGCUCCGCACCGUCACAUCGAGCAAACCUGCACCUGUUGAACUUCUGCCUGCUACGAUGCUCUUAAACGCGCAGGACCUCUGCCGAGUCGACUCUUUUGCACCUUUACCAAUUAAGGGUCCUUGAGUCGCUCGCGUUAAGUAGCUGCUGCUGCUGCUAAUAAUAAUAAUAAUAAUAAUAAUAAUAGUUAAUAUAGCAGUACCAUUAUUUGCUAAUGAGUAGCAAAGCCCUUCAUAAAGAGGCGGGAUACUUCGAGGGCCUCAGAACAUCUGAUUUUUGGCCAGCAAAAUGAGUUUAACAUGGCGUGUGUGUGUUGUUGCAACUUUUAUAGAAUAUUGUACGCAACCUGCUUUAAAAUUAUUAUUAUUAUUAUUAUGUGGUGUAUAAGUGCUAUAAAUAAAUCAGCUUAGCUUAGACUCGAAGUUGAAUAUAAUAUGUACUGUAGCAGUCAUGGAGGUGCAGGGGGUAGCUGUCCUCCUAAAUCAAGUAAAUAAAUAAAAAUACUUUGUAAUUUUCAGUUAUAUACAUUUCAGUAGUUCUACAGUCAUUUAAACAUUUCAAGACUCAACUUCCUCCUCUUUCUGCGGUUCCUUUAGUUGUUUUUUUCACCUUUCCCUGCAUAUUCUAAAUUAACUUAUUAUUUUAUUCAUCUACUUUAAUUAUAUACUCUUACAAAACUGCCAGUUAUUACAAUAAUCCUGCCAAAGUCCUUAUCUAUUUACAAUUUAUAAUAAUAUAAUAAUAAUUUAUUAUUUAUACCCCGCCCAUCUGGCAGGGUUUCCCCAGCCACUCUGGGCAGCUUCCAACAAAGUAUUAAAAUACAGUAGUCUGUUAAACAUUAAAAGCUUCCCUAAAGAGGGCUGCCUUCAGAUGUCUUCUAUAAGUCUGGUAGUUAUUUGCAAAUAUUCAAUAAACCAUUUCCAUUCUUUUGUAAAAAGUUAGUUAUCUUGAUUUCUUAUUCCCGCCCCCGCGCCCCUGCCAUUUCUGUAUAGUCCAUAAGUUUUUGUGUCCAUUCUUCUUUCGUCAGGUCGUCUUCUUUCCAUUUUGGGACAAAUUACAUUCUUGCUGCUGUAGUUGCAUACAUGAAUAAAUUUCUGUACUGUUCUACCCCUAUAACUCCCAGAAGGAAAUACUUAUACCCAUCGCAUCACAGAUAGGUUGGUUCUGCCCCCAUCCCCAUAAAUCCUGGCUAAUCCCAUGGCUGCCAUUUAUAAUGCUUAGUGGUUCUCCUGCAAGACUCUUUGCCAAUACAGUGAUACCUCUGGUUACGUACUUCAUUCAUUCCGGAGGUCCAUUCAUAACCUGAAACUGUUCUUAACCUGAAGCACCACUUUAGCUAAUGGGGCCUCCCGCUGCCGCCGCGCCACUGGAGCAUGAUUUCUGUUCACAUCCUGAAGCAAAGUUCUUAGUCUGAGGUACUAUUUCUGGGUUAGCGGAAUCUGUAACCUGAAGCGUAUGUAACCUGAAGCGUAUGUAACCCGAGGUACCACUGUAGUUUUGCAGUUCUUCAUAGUAUGAUUUAAAGAGAGCUUCUGUAGCUCAGUAUUAAAACACAGGCUUUGCAGGCAGGAAGUUCCUUAUUCGAUUCCAGAUAUCCCUAAUGUAAGUCAGUAUGUGUUUGUGUACGUGUGUGUAUCUAUAUCUGUCUGUCUGUCUGUCUGUCUAUCUAUUUAUCUAUCUAUCUAUCUAUCUAUCUAUCUAUCUGAUCUACUGUAGUCUAUACAUUACCACAGAGGAACAAUUACGCUUACAGAAGUAGAGAGUCUGUAUAGUUGUGUAGCUUCUGGGGUAAGAUUGCCUUUUGAUUCAUAAUGCUACAUAGACGACUGCUGAAUGCUGACUCUUGGCUAUAAAGUGGUGGAGUGUUCAUCCAGUAAAAUAUUACUAUUUCAGUUGCUGUUGUGGUUUAUUAAAUCAGUUUGCCACCCUUCCUCCGUAGAUUUCAGGGCGGUUCACAACAUUAAGAUAGAAGAUAAAAAACACAAAAUACAUAAUAGAAACAAACCCGUAACCUCCCAUCCUCUGCCACAACACAUUUAAAAAGGUAUCGGAUGUUAAUCAGCCAGAGGUCUGGUUGAAGAGGCAUGUUUGUGCCAGGCAUCUAAAAGUAUAUAAUGAAGGUGCCAGCUGAAAUAAUAACAAGAAGAAGAAGAAGGAGAAGAAGAAGGAGAAGAAGAAGAAGAAGAAUGAAGUUACUACAUGGCACAGCUGGGUACCACCCAGCCUCCUGAAUGGUUGUGUUGGUAACCAUAGCAUUUGUGGGAAUUGCAUUUUGCAGAGGGGGAGAGAGUUGUUAUUUGAGUGACCUUGUUUAUAAUCCGCGCUCCCCUCCAUAUUUAUGGCUGGUGGCCCAGUUAUGCCCUUAAUUAGACAGGGAUAGCCUAAUUUAUGUUGUCUAUGCUCUGAUAAAAUAUAAAAAGGGGUGCCUUUCUCAUUCUAAUCUCAGGAAAAUACAUGAAUCUGAAGAAAAACCAUACUUUGCUUUUAGAACAUUUUUUUUAUUCUUACAGAAACUGUUGCAGCUUUUGAUUGGAACAACUGAAAUGUCUAAUUGAAUGAUAGCUCUAUUCCCUUAAACCUUUUCUCCAAGUUGAUGUCUUAUGCUUUGUCUAAUUACCGUAUUUUUCGCUCCAUGGGACGCACUUUUUCCCCUCCAAAAAUGAAGGGGAAAUGUGUGUGCGUCCUAUGGAGCGAAUGCAGGCUUUCGCUGAAGCCUGGAGAGCGACAGGCAUCGGUGCGCACCGACCCCUCUCGCUCUCCAGGCUUCAGGAAACUAUCCGCAAGCCUUGCAAGCCCGGUGGGAGUUCCCGCGGGCUCACAAGGCUUGCAGGCAGCAGCCUGCAGCCCCGGCGAGUGUCCGCAAGCCUCGCACUGCCGGCAGGAGGUCCCGCCGAGCGCGCGAGGCUUGGGGCGGCAGCUUGUCGCCCGAAGCACGGGGCACCCUCCGGAGGGCUCCCCGUGCUCGGGAGAGUGUCUGCAAGCCUUGCGCGCCCGGCAGGAGGUCCCGCCGAGCGCGCGAGGCUUGGGGCGGCAGCCUGUCGCCCGAGCACGGGAGCCCUCUGGAGGGCUCCCGUGCUUCGGGCGAGUGUCUGCAAGCCUUGCGCGCCCGGCAGGAGGUCCCGCCGAGCGCGCAAGGCUUGGGGCUGCAGCCUGUCGCCAAGCACGGGGAGCCCUCCGGAGGGCUCCCGUGCUUCGGGCGACAGGCUGCAAGCCUUGCGCGCCCGGCAGGAGGUCCCGCCGAGCGCGCAAGGCUUGGGGCUGCAGCCUGUCGCCCGAAGCACGGGAGCCCUCCAGAGGGCUCCCGUGCUUCGGGCGAGUGUCUGCAAGCCUUGCGCGCCCGGCAGGAGGUCCCGCCGAGCGCGCAAGGCUUGGGGCUGCAGCCUGUCGCCCAAAGCACGGGGAGCCCUCCGGAGGGCUCCCCGUGCUUAGGGCGAGUGUCUGCAAGCCUUGCGCGCCCGGCAGGAGGUCCCGCCGAGCGCGCGAGGCUUGGGGCGGUAGCCUGCAGCCCGAAGCACGCGAGGCUUGGGGCGGCAGCCGCGGCGGGGGGGGGAUAAUUUUUUUUAUUCAUUUCCCCCCCAAAAAAACGAGGUGCGUCCUAUGGGCCGGUGCGCCCUAUAGAACGAAAAAUACGGUAUUUAGCAAGUACACCCAUUUUCCCUAUGGUAAAAGAGUGUUGUUAUUUCUAGUAACAUCUAUCUGUGCAAAAGGAAACAUACUAGCUCCCUUAGUUCAACAAGGCAGGGUCAGGGAUUGGGAAUUUGUUGUCCUCCAGAUGUUUCUGGAUUACAACUCUGGCAGAGGAUGGUGUGAGUUGGAGUCCAGCAACAUCUCUUCACCUCUUGUAAGGCGGAAAUCCUUGGCGAUCACAGAGUACAGUGGUGCCCCGCAAGACGAAUGCCUCGCAAGACGGAAAACCCGCUAGACGAAAGGGUUUUCCGUUUUGGAGGUGCUUCGCAAAACGAAUUUCCUAUGGGCUUGCUUCGCAAGACGAAAAUGUCUUGCGAGUUCCUGCGGGGUUUUUUUCCUUUCCCCCCCUUUUUCCCAAGCUGCUAAGCCGCUUAUCAGCUGAUCCGCUAAGCCGCUUAACAGCUGAUCCCUUAAGCCACUAAGCCGCUUAUCAGCUGAUCCGUUAAGCCACUAAGCCGCUUAUCAGCUGAUCCGCUAAGCCCGCUAAGCCGCUAAACCGCUAAUGGGCUUGCUUCGCAAGACGAAAAAACCGCAAGACGAAGAGACUCGCGGAACGGAUUCUUUUCGUCUUGCGAGGCACCACUGUAAAAUGGUUCUGCUAGCCUUGCUUCCUUUCUGAGAGAAGCAGAAAAACGUAUGCACUCUCAUGCAAUUUUCUUUCUUACUGCAGAGAUCAAUUUCAAGCUGGAUGAGAGAACGGCCCACAGCAGCUUGGAUCUGUUCAAAAAGAACACUGGUGUCAUUUACCGUAUGCUGGGGAUUGACCCCACCAGCGUUCCCCGGAAUCCUGAACGCUUCAGAGACUGGGCUGUGGUACUGGGUGACACGGCUGUCUCCAGUGGGCGUCACUACUGGGAAGUGACUGUCAAAGAAUCGCAGCAAUUCCGCAUAGGGGUAGCAGACGUGGACAUCUCCCGGGACGGUUGUGUUGGAGUAGAUGACCGCUCCUGGGUCUUUUCCUAUGCGAACCGGCACUGGAAUGCCAUGUUCGCUAAUGAGACCACUCCAAUCAAGAACAUCGGCCACCCAGAGAGAGUGGGUCUGCUCUUGGACUACGACAGCAAGAAACUCAGCCUGGUGGAUGUCAGCAAACAUGUGUCCGUCCACAGCAUCUUUGCUGAGUUCCAAGGCCCCGUAGUGCCUGCCUUUGCCGUCUGGGAUGGUGAACUGAUCACGCAUUCAGGCCUCGAUGUACCUGAAAAUCUCGACAGGAACUGAAAACCUCUCCAGCUUAGUGAUGUUUGGAGAGAUGGACAAACUGCUUGGAAUAUGAGGCUUCAGAGUGGUACAUAAAAGAAGGAAUCCCUCUCCUGCAAUACCCUUGUCAUAGGAGCCAAAGUUUCAUAUCUAUAUGUACCAUUCAGCCCGUUGACUGUUUUCUCUUAGGAAGAGAUGAGACCUUUGGAUUCCAGGUUGAAACGUAUCUCAUUUGGAAUGUAGUAAGAUAUUAUUCAGAGCACAGAAGGCCACAUAUUCUGAUUUUCUGUCUCUGCUACUUUAUUCUCGUAAAAGGAGGUCGUUUGGCUGUCUACAAACACGGGAUACACUUGGCUUAAAUUAGGGUUUGUCCAUAUGGAAAAAUGUAUGUGGUUGCUCCACGGUCAAAUUUGUUUCUUUGCAGCUAUUGUGUGUGAUCAGCCACACCUUUUGGUGCUCUUAUUCCAUGUCCUUAAUAAUGUAUAGAGUCCCCUUGCUCAGCCUAAGUAUCUGCCUAGGCUUUCAGAUGUCUGGAGGCAGGGAAACUCCACUUGGAUCUCUGUGUACAAUGCAUAGCCACUAUUGCCCUCUGCUGGGCCAGUGGGAGGACAAACUAAGCCUGCAUCUAAGAUGCUGACAUACCCAUUGGAGCUCUAAUCCUCCUGUACUGAUAAUCAGUUAUACAGGAAUUACUUUCUUUUAAUACACAGCCCAAUAAUCCCACCUCAUUCCAUUAUACCCUGGCUUAGCAGGAGUUUCCUUGUACAGGGUUUUGUCUGUGUUUAAUGGAGCAGCAAUAUAUGUGUGACAAAUCAAGCCAGAAAUGUUCUGAUACAGCUAUCUGUGGUCACUCUUUUCCCAGUACUCUUAGAUCCAGCACACUGACACGUUCUCCAGAGGUGUGCUUUAUUUUAUAGACCACAACUUGAAGACAACAAGGAGCUAUUUUUUUGAACCAAGGAAGAGCAGCAUUCUGUUAACUGUAUGUGUGUUGGCAGUUGUGUAGUUAUCACAAUCAAUAAAAAUAAAUUUAUCUGAAACACUGUAUUUUCUGUUGGUGCUCUCCUAAGCUGCUUUGGACUGACCAGUGCUUUUUCCUGAAAAUAUCCCAUGGUUUAAGAAAAGCUUUAAAACAAACAAACAAAACACCCUUCAGUCUAGAAUUGCUGCUGAAAGGAGAUAGGCUCUGUGAAGAAAACACUACCAUUUGCUCUGAACUUCUCUCUUUAUUCCAGAGUGCAAUUCUGAAUGCACUUGUUCGACUCAUACAAAUUCAGUUGGGACUUAACACUUAAAUAUUGAACAAAUAUGCUUAGGGUUGUAACUCUGUCUACCCGUAUUACCACAUCACUCUGCACCUCUUGAUCUUAUCACUUUUAUCCUGGGACUUGUCUAGAAAGUUAGGGCAAUAUUUAGUUUGUCUAGAAAACUAAGGCCCAGAGAGAUUGUCUUAUCUCCAGCAUUGCAGGCACGGCUUGAGGUGGGUGUACACUUUGCCCCUUUCUGGUUUUCAAAGCUGGUGUUUUAAAGCAUUUUUGUUUUGCAAACCACCCUAACAAAUUGUAUAUCAAAUGGCAAUGUUAAAAAAGAUAAAACUCUGCAGUCACAGCCUGAAAGCUUCCCCCAUCCCAAUUACACAAAUACUAGGACUGCAUGCUGAGGUUCAUAAUUAUUUGAAAGAAGGGAGCAACAGAAAGUCAUAGUACUUAGUGGGGAUAACAGUGUAGGGCAAAGGGGCAGGCCUACUUUGGCCCUUAAAUGCCUUUUGCCUAUGUAAGCAGUGUCUGCUUUGAUCUACAGGCAGUGUGAAGUGUUAGCACUUAAGAGACAAGGUCCCACUUUGGUCUCUCUCGCCAAUAUCUGCUAGCUCAGUUUCUGUGGACUCAAGUUUACUGCUGUGUCACCAAGUAUCGAGCUUGUGCAUGGAACUAACUGGUGUAGGUGUUUCCUAUAACCCAAGAAUUGGGAGACUGACCGCAUGAAACUUCAGGAAGAGCCUUUAGGAUGGACCCAACCAACCAACCAACCACAUCUCAGCUCAAAUCCUAAGCAGAAGUAUGUCCGCUGGUGUGUCUGCCUCCUUUCAGAAAUGAGAGCAAGUGACCUAGUUAAAUCUGUGUUGAAAUGCAGCUAACAGAAUAGUUCACAAUUUUCACACCAUGCUUUCUAAGUUCUCCUUGGAAAGGUCCU